Messenger RNA from Zerene cesonia (dogface butterfly), 1751 nucleotides. Its product is annotated as RING-type E3 ubiquitin-protein ligase PPIL2. Gene Ontology annotation, biological process: protein folding; protein polyubiquitination; protein peptidyl-prolyl isomerization. NCBI's taxonomy places the organism in Eukaryota, Metazoa, Arthropoda, Insecta, Lepidoptera, Pieridae. Gene Ontology annotation, molecular function: ubiquitin-ubiquitin ligase activity; peptidyl-prolyl cis-trans isomerase activity. Gene Ontology annotation, cellular component: catalytic step 2 spliceosome. The coding region runs from base 155 to 1711 and encodes 518 amino acids. The record is from RefSeq and is a predicted model, not a curated record. The transcript has 9 exons.
CAUAGAUAACUACCUAUAAAAAUAUUGUAUUGUGUUGCAUUGAAUUGAACUACCUAACAAAGUGGCUAAAAUCUACUUUCUAAACAGAAUAUUUUUACUAAAUCUUGUCAUUGAAUAAUAUUUGCACUAAGCAGAAAAACAUAAACUUGCGACCAUGGGUAAACGACAGCAUCAAAAGGAUAAAAUGUACUUAACGUACACCGAAUGGACAACAUUGUACGGUGGUAAAAGAUCGGGUACAUCAGUGGAAGAAGACACAUCAUUCAAAAGGCUCCCAUAUGAUCAUUGUUGUUUAUGUUUACAACCCUUUGAGCAACCUUAUUGCGACGCUGAUGGGAAUGUGUUUGAGUUGCAGGCCAUAAUUGAGUUUGCGAAAAAAUUUAAAAUCAACCCAGUGACUGGCAAGAAAAUCGAUUUAAAAGGCUUAAUAAAGUUAAAUUUUUUCAAAAAUGCAAAAGAUGAACACCACUGUCCAGUAUUGUUCAAACCAUUCACAAAAAACUCCCACAUUGUUGCAAUUCGUACAAGUGGUAAUGUCUAUUGCUAUGAAGCCGUGGAACAGCUCAAUAUUAAGGGAAAGAACUGGAAAGACCUCAUUGAUGAUACACCAUUUGUGCGGAAUGAUAUAAUAACAAUACAAGAUCCAAAUAACCUAGAAAAAUUCAAUAUUUCUAAAUUUCAUCACAUAAAAAAUAAUUUGAGGGUGGAAACAGAAGAGGAAAUAGCUUUAAGAAAAGACCCACAUGCGAGACUAAAAACAGUGUCAUCUGAAACAAAAGAAAUUCUACAAGAGUUAGAGAAAGAAUACAAGGCACCAGAAGCAAAGGAAUCUAAAAAAGAGGUGGCUGAUAAAUUUAAUGCUGCUCACUACUCAACUGGCAUGGUGGCAGCAAGCUUCACAUCCACAGCAAUGGUACCAGAGACAAAACACGAAGCUGCUAUCAUAUGUGAAGAUGAGGUCAAAUAUGAGAGGGUUAAGAAGAAAGGAUAUGUAAGAUUGGUGACAAAUCUGGGACAGCUAAAUUUUGAGUUACAUUGUGAUAUGACCCCAAAAACAUGUGACAACUUCAUCAAACUCUGUCUUAAUGGAUAUUAUAAUGGAACAAAGUUUCACAGAUCUAUAAGGAAUUUUAUGAUUCAAGGUGGCGACCCAACUGGUACAGGUUUAGGCGGAGAAUCGAUAUGGAAGAAAGCAUUUGAAGAUGAAAUAAAACCAAACUUGCAUCACACUGGCCGUGGUGUACUUUCAAUGGCUAAUUCGGGACCCAACACAAAUGGCUCACAGUUUUUCAUAACAUUUCGAUCAUGCAAACAACUUGAUGGUAAACACACAAUAUUUGGCAAACUAGUUGGUGGAUUAGAUACACUGGGUGCUAUGGAGCAAAUAGAGGUAGACAAUAAGGAUCAACCCAUCCAUGAUAUUGUUAUAGAAGUGGCUCAGGUGUUUGUUGAUCCAUUUGCUGAAGCUGAGGAACAGCUUGCUGUAGAAAGGGCCGAAGAGUUAAAGAGGCAAGCUGAAGCAGAGAGCCAAGGUAUAAAACCAAAGAAAGCCAACAAACAGCCCUUGAAAGUGUUUCGGGAAGGUGUCGGAAAGUAUCUGAACUUACAAGAACUAACAGAAACAAAUAAAAGCAGUAAAUCACAGGAGGUACCUGCUAAAAAGACGAAGAAGGAUAAGAAAGCAGGCUUUGGUAGUUUUGACUCGUGGUAAAUUUUAGUUAAUCAAAUGUAUAAUAAAAGCAUCAAAUGUU